This is a messenger RNA of Closterium sp. NIES-65, 1515 nucleotides long. NCBI's taxonomy places the organism in Eukaryota, Viridiplantae, Streptophyta, Zygnematophyceae, Desmidiales, Closteriaceae. The record is from the annotation of a GenBank genome assembly.
AUGGCGGCCGCUCAGGCCUUCCGAGCGCGGGAUCUGUUUGUGGCCGGCAAGUGGACGGCUCCUUUCAAGGAUGGCCGCCUGCCAGUCGUCAAUCCCUCCACGGAGGAAACUAUCGGCACAAUCCCCGCGGCGACGGCGGAGGACGUGGACGUGGCGGUGCAGGCGGCAAGGGGCGCGUUCCAGCGUAACGGCGGGGCGGACUGGCCGAAGACGACCGGCAGCUACCGCGCCAAGUUCCUAAAGGCCAUCGCCGCUCAGGUGGUGGAGCGCAAGGACGAGCUGGCGCGCAUGGAGGCCAUGGACUGCGGCAAGCCACUGGACGAGGCCGCCUGGGACAUGGAUGACGUGGCGGGGUGUUUUGAGUACUACGCGGGGCUGGCGGAGCAGCUGGACGCGGAGCAGGGUGCGCCGCUGCAGCUGCCCAUGGAGCAGUUUGCAUGCCGCAUCCGCAAGGAGCCCAUCGGCGUCGUGGGGCUCAUCACACCCUGGAACUACCCGAUGCUGAUGGCGGCGUGGAAGGUGGCCCCAGCACUGGCAGCGGGCUGCACUGUCGUGCUCAAGCCCUCCGAACUCGCCUCACUCACGUGUCUGGAGCUGGGAGCGAUAGCGGAGGCGGUGCAGCUGCCAGCGGGGGUGCUGAACGUGCUCACGGGGCUGGGCGCGGACGCCGGCGCUGCCCUCACCGCACACAAGGGGCUCGAUAAGAUUGCAUUCACAGGCAGCAGUGCAACGGGGAAGCUCGUGCUGCGUGCCGCUGCUGAGAACCUCAUUCCGGUGACCAUGGAGCUGGGCGGCAAGAGCGCACUGCUGGUGUUUGACGACGUGGACAUCGACAAAGCGGUGGAGUGGGCCAUGUUCGGGUGCUUCUGGACCAACGGCCAGAUCUGCAGUGCCACCUCCCGCCUGCUGCUGCAUGAGCGCAUAGCGCCAGCGUUCCUAGCUCGCCUGGUGCAGUGGGCGCAGGCCAUUCGAAUCUCCGACCCGCUUGAACCCGGCUGCCGCCUCGGGCCCCUCGUCAGCGAGGCUCAGUACCACAAGGUGGCAGCGUUCAUAGAGGGCGCCAAGGCGGAGGGCGCUGAGGUGCUGUGCGGGGGGAAGCGGCCUCAGCACCUGGCGCGUGGUUACUACCUGGAGCCCACGGUGCUGCGCGUGACACCGGGCAUGCGCGUAUGGCAGGAGGAGGUGUUUGGCCCUGUGCUCGCCAUGCACACCUUCUCUGAUGAACAGCACGCCAUCGCCCUCGCCAAUGACUCCACCUAUGGGCUGGCGGCAGCAGUGAUAUCAGGCGACCAGGACAGGUGCCGCCGCGUCUCAGAGGCGAUGGAGUGUGGCAUAGUGUGGGUGAACUGCUCGCAGCCGUGCUUCUGCCAGGCGCCGUGGGGCGGCAAGAAGAGGAGCGGCUUCGGCAGGGAGCUGGGCAAGUGGGGACUGGACAACUACCUGUCAGUGAAGCAGGUGACGCAGUACGUAUCCAGCGACCCCUGGAACUGGUACCCUGCGCCCUCCAAGCUCUGA